Striga hermonthica is the source of this 465-nucleotide messenger RNA. The record is from the annotation of a GenBank genome assembly. Lineage: Eukaryota; Viridiplantae; Streptophyta; Magnoliopsida; Lamiales; Orobanchaceae.
AUGCUUCACCGCUCAUUUACUCAUCUGCAAAAGCUACUUCGCAGACCCUAUUUUCUGAUUUCUCCUCAGAUCAAAUCUCAAUUUAUAACAAAAUCUCUCGCAACUUUCUCAAACCAAUUCUCUCCGCACAAAAAAACCCCAAAUUCUUACAGUCCAGCGGGUACAUACGCACUCAAAUAUUUCCAACAAUCUAAGCAAUACAGCGUCGAGACGGACAAGGAGGUGGAUAAAAUCAACCUCAAGUUCGCGGAAGCUAGAGAGGAGAUCGAAUCGGCCAUGGAGUCCAAGGAGACUGUGUAUUUUAACGAGGAAGCUGAGUGUGCUCGCGUAGCUGUUAGUGAAGUUCUUGAGCUGUACGAAGGGUUGUUGAAUAAGCUUGCGGAGAGCGAGAGGGCUGCAAUACAGAGGGCUAUGGGGCUGAAGAUCGAGCAAUUGAAAGCUGAGCUCCAACAAUUGGACGAGUAG